Molecule: messenger RNA, 5199 nt
Organism: Cheilinus undulatus (humphead wrasse)
Lineage: Eukaryota; Metazoa; Chordata; Actinopteri; Labriformes; Labridae
Product: phospholipid phosphatase 3-like
Exons: 6
Coding region: 222-1163 (313 amino acids)
Biological process (GO): phospholipid dephosphorylation; canonical Wnt signaling pathway; phospholipid metabolic process
Molecular function (GO): phosphatidate phosphatase activity
Source: RefSeq, a predicted model, not a curated record
GAGUAAAGGAUGGUUAGAAGUUAGAAGAAAGCCAGAUUGUUAGGGACUAGUGGUUUGAAAGAGCUUAUUCUCUUAUUAGCAGGCUAACAGCACAUGACUACUCCUCUUUAGGAUUCCGUUAAACGACUUUUAGUAGAUAGUAAAUGAAGUCAACUCAGCACUGCGAUAGCUUUUAACAAGGUUUUCAUUCACUUUGAUUUGAACCACACAACACGUUUUAAAUGCAACGCUGUUUGAUUUAUGAGAAAAGUAUGGCAGCCGAGACGAGGAACGGCGGGAGUUCACUGAACAACAAUAACUGCAAAGACCACAGCCGGAGAAAGUUACUGGUCGGAGUGGAUCUCUUCUGCUUGUUUUUAGCCGGCCUGCCUUUCUUGGUCAUUGAGACCAGCGCUGUUCAGCCUUACCGUAGAGGGUUUUACUGCGACGAUGAGUCCAUCAAGUACCCGGCCAAAAACGGAGACACCAUUAGCGACGGUGUGCUUAGCGCUGCUGGCAUUCUUAUCACCAUCCUGUCUAUCAUCAUAGGGGAAAGCUACAGGAUCUACUAUUUGAACGAGGGAUCCAAGUCUUUCAUAGGAAACCCCUACAUCUCUGCUCUCUACAAGCAGGUGGGCGUGUUUAUCUUUGGCUGUGCCAUCAGUCAGUCCUUCACUGACAUCGCCAAAGUGUCAGUGGGCCGCAUGCGCCCCCACUUCCUCGAUGUGUGCAAACCUGACUUCUCCACCAUCAACUGCUCCCUGGGAUACAUCACUGAUUACCAGUGCCAGGGGCCGGAGAGCAAAGUGCAGGAAGCCAGGAAGUCUUUCUUCUCUGGGCAUGCAUCGUUCUCCAUGUACACCAUGCUUUACCUGGUGUUUUACCUGCAGUCUCGUUUCACCUGGCAUGGAGCUCGCCUGCUGCGCCCCCUGACCCAGUUCACCCUCAUCAUGAUGUCCUUCUACACUGGCCUGUCCCGAGUUUCUGAUCACAAACACCACCCCACUGAUGUCCUGGCUGGUUUUGUACAGGGAGCACUGGUGGCCUACUGCAUUGUAUUCUUUGUCUCUGAUUUGUUCAAGCCCAAAGGUAGACGUACUACUUUAUUGCCUACCCCUGUGAAGAAAGACCUUGUUCCUCCAGCAGACAUCAGAGAGCGGAGCAACCAUCUCAUCAUAGCAUAGAAAAGACUACAGACUGACUAUACAUAACCCUGACCUGUGCCAUUUCAAUCACUACUACAGCCACUGGUCUAUACUGGAUAAAAUAAACUCCAAUGAUCUGGAUAAUGCAGACAAAUGGGGAGUCUUGAUCAUCUCAGAGGAUUAGAAGAGGCCACAAAAAAACAGUCCAGCAAGUUCUGCUCCCUCCAUGGAAUUCUUUUCAUCUUUUUCCUCACAUCUCGUUUGACAUUUAAGUGUGGAAAAAGACAGGAGACUGGAGUUGUUUGUUCCUCUUCUGUUAUGAAGAUUACUGGAGAUUCUCCUCUGUCAAAACCUUUCCAUGGACUGAAGUCUGAAAUCAAACAAAACUGAGAAAGGGCAGCUGUGAACAAAGCUGUGUGGCUUCUGUGCCUUCUCCUUUAGCUGCAUCUUAGCAUGGGAGCUAACUCACGACAAAAAAACAAAUUCCUUGGUUUCAUGAAGGAUGUUGUUUUUGUUUUUUAUUACAAACAUAGGCAAUGUAUGUGUGAUUUAUAGCACUAUUUUAGCUAACUCAGUACUGUUUGUCACCACUUGAAUGACCUGAAGUGAAGCUUUGUAAAGCUUUGUAAGUUUUUUUUUUUGUUUUUAUGUCCAUAAUGCAGUGUACCUUAGAAGGCGCACAUAAGUUACAGUAGGUGGAAAGUACAGUGAGAGUGUAUGUGUUGGAUGUGGGCCUCUUUCUGCUGGCUAGGACGAGCCCCCACUGAGCCAUUUAAUGAAAUGACUGUCUGUUAUAUGUACCAGACGGGUGCUCACGGGUGUUAGGUCAGAGUGUGUGAGAGCGCACAUGUGUUCUUCACGUAUAUCCCUGUGUAUGUCUGCGUGUUUGGGUGAGGCUUUUCUGUGAGCGUGCCAGUGUGUAUUAAUGUCAUGUCUAUAUAUUUCAGUGUUUAUAGCCUACAAGCGUGGUUCUCUACAGCCAGAGAAGAGGCACCUGCUCCAACAGACACGUGUAACUAGAGACAGCAACACUGUGGAAACAAAGCAUCACACACAACACUUUUAUUUUACUGUUAUUAAUCAUAGUAAUGAUUCUUAUCAUGGAAAAAUCCUGUGAUCAAAUAUGCUGCAAAUGCAUAAACAUGUAUGUUUAACUAAUGUAAAACCAGGGAACUCCUUUAACAGUGGUUAUUUAUGGUAGCUUUUAAGCACAAAAGCACACAUUAGCAAAACAGUAAUGAAAUUAACAAUUUACUCUUUGGCACAUCUUUAAAGACCCAUUGUGAAGCCCUGGCCUCCUUGAUUACUGUUACAUAGGGAGACAGAAUCACUGUUGUUGUUUCAAAUGGGCUUCCUCCCAUUUUAAACAAGUGAAAUACUCCAUGACUUGACCAACUUUUAUUAAAUGAGAAGGGUCUGGCUGCAGACCGCAGAUCUCAGACGCUCCCCCUUGCUGACCACUUCUGUGGGACCACACCUCUGUCACAAUGGAAAUUACGUAAUUUGCCAGUGCAGUGUAUUUCUAGAUUCUAAGAUUAAAAAAAGAAAUUCCCCUUAAUUCAUAAACAAAGGCUGGCAGUUACAUUCAUUAAAAAAAUCCCAUUGCAAACAUAACAGAUGAUGCAACAUUUCCGAAAUAAAUAAAGGGUCGAGGGUCUAAUGUGGAAUUAAAUAAUGUAUAGGCCUGUUUUAGAAGUAGUUACAUGAGUGGUUGGUUGUUUUAGCUUUGCUGGCUCUGAUGAAACACUAACACAGCUAACAUUGCAAAGGCUAAGAGUAAACAAGAUAGAUUAGCUAUGUAGGUAGCAUAGUUACAAAUUAACUUACCUAAAUAUAAAGCUAACAGCUACAAAAGCAAAGUAGAUAAUGUAGCUGCAUAGGUAACUUUUAAACUAACCAAGCUACAGAGCGUAAUCUAAAGCUAAAAAAAAGCUACAUUAGCUAUGUAGAAAACAUAGCUAUGUAGCAAAUUGGUUCAAUCUAAAACUAAUGAAGCUACACCAGCUAUGUAGGUAACAUAGCUACAUAGUGAACAUAGUGAAACUUGAGUAUAAUGAUGCUACAUAGCUUAAUCUAAAACCAACAGAGCAACAUUAGCUACAUGAGCUAAGAAGAUAACAUUGCUACAGAGUAUAUGUAGCUAAAUCUUUAAUGAUGCUACAUAUCCUAAUCUAAAGCAUACAAAGCUAUGUUAGCUACAUAAGAUAAGUAGAUAACAAAGCUUCUUUGUGAAUCUAGCUAAAUCUUAAUCCAGUGAAGCUACAUAACUUAACAGAAAGCUAAUAAAGCUAUGUUAGCUACGUGAGCUAAGUAGAUAACAUGGUUAUGUUGCUAAUAUAGCUCAAUCUAAAGCUUACAAAGCUGUGUUAGCUAUGUAGGUAACAUAGCUAGGUACUGAACAUAGCUUAAUUUAAAGAUAAUUAAGCUACUCUAUCUAUAUGUAGUUAAGGUUUCUUAUGUGAGCCAAUGUAGCUAAUGUGUUAGCUGCUAGCCUUAUAGCUUUGUUAGCUUUAGAUUUAGCUACAUAGCUAUGUAAUAGAUGUUAGCUCUGAACUUAGCUUAAUUUGCUUCGGAACUAUGUUACCUACAUAGGUAAUUUGGCUUCCUUAGCUUUAGCCUUACGUUUAGAGUAAGCGUUAGAAUGUUUUCACAGAGGGCAAGCUUUUUUUCCAAUAAGAAGACUGUGUAGUCAGUUUAAUUUUUUAAAAUGUUUUGUAAUCAGGUUUUGCAGGUCAGGUUUUUGACCUUGCCUUAACUCGAACUGGAAGCUUAAUCUGAUUUUAUUUUGAAAGAUUUACCGUGUAGUUCCAUCCUGGGUGUAUCUGAGAGCUGCAGUCUGCAGCAAAACUGUCUUGAAUUGAUUCGAAUUUUUGAUAAAACUGGCCUCAUUGAAAGAAUGUAGACAAAGGUAAAGCAGGGUGUAUGAGGAUAACCCAGAUCUUUAAAAACUUGUUAAGACUGUGUAAAAUAUAACUGAAAUCUGAUAUCAGCUAACAUUAGCUGCCCUUCUUUGGUACAUUUAUAAAGUACUUGCUUUGAAAAAAGAGAUAAAUGAGAUGUGUUAAGGCUGAUAUCAAGCCUAAUUAGCUCACAUUAUAGAACAUCAACAGUGAAUUAUGCUAAUUUUUCUAGUAUGAUGUUUGCAAGUUUGCUAUUAAGUAGCGUUAAAGCUACAUAGCAGUAGCAGAACAGCACAUUCUGUCACUGUUGAAAAUGUAAUCUCUUACCUUAGAGCAUAUCAGUAUUCUUCAUGAUUGUCUCUUGGUUGAAAUGCCAGGGUAGUUGUCCACAGAUUUGAAUCCAAAGAAGGUAUUUUUUAUAGUAAACCUUUGGAAACAGAAUAAAAAUACUCUAGGAUAACAAUGUAGAUAUCUUAAGUCGCUCUUGCUGACGCCCCAUUUUCAAACCACGUUGAAGUACCAAAAUUACUUUUUGAGAUCUUGAGAAAACAACACAAAUUUGGUAUCACAGGAAAACAGCUGAUUAAAAUGUAUAGAUUUAUGUCCUCUUAGGGCUUGCAUGAGGCUCAGCUUUGUGGUAGACAAAAAAAAAUUAUGGUUUGCAUGCUGUAAGAUUAAUUGACAUUUUACCAAAUAAUAAAAAAGCUUAAACCACUGACUUAAAGCUUCAUCCCAACUUUUUAAGACUAACUGAGACAGGCGUUGAUCUAAAAGAUAUAGAAAAUAUAUUUUUUUCUCAAAUCAUGCCUUGGUAAUCUAACAAACACAUCAUCUGAAAAGUGCUCAUGCUGCCAUUAUUGUAUAAUCCUGUAUUAAUGUAUAUUAACAGUGUAUCUUUUGAAGAAACUCCCACUAUGACUUGUGUUGAGACCUGUGUAAAUGUAAAACAUGCUGCUUACAAGAGGCAAAACUCUGCAGACGUCCUCCAGUUUUAGCUGACGACUUGUGAAUAUAAAGUUUUAUGAAAAACAAAGCUCUCCUAGCAGAUAGCUUCAGUACAUUUUUAUUAAGAAAUGCUUUCAAUAUUUUUGUAAUGUUGUGAAAUUUUGUACAAUGAAACUGUAAGACGUAUCAAAGAGAUGGUGUCUUUAAUAAAGCACAAAAGAUGAAGAAGA